This is a messenger RNA of Saprolegnia diclina VS20, 1278 nucleotides long. RefSeq lists its product as hypothetical. Lineage: Eukaryota; Oomycota; Saprolegniomycetes; Saprolegniales; Saprolegniaceae. The coding region runs from base 1 to 1278 and encodes 425 amino acids. The record is from RefSeq and is a predicted model, not a curated record. The transcript has a single exon.
AUGGAGAUGGUGUGGGACCUCUGCCGCGUCAACUUUACGUCGCCUGAUGCCAGCGACCGCGAGCUGGGUACUAUGACGGACGCGGCGUCGAUGCGCUGCCUCUCUUGCUCGUGGGCUGUCGGUCACUCGGUGUUGGUCGCUCUCUGGGUCGCCUACCUCGGCGUCUAUCACGACUUUGACAUUCUCCUCUUGCGCGCUGUCCCACAAGUCCGUAGCAACGAACCAGACGAGUAUGUACGUCAAGACGCGGUAGUCUGGGUGCGUGGCGACACCGUGACCAGCUGUCCGGGCAUUGCACGAAGCAACCUCGCCACGCGCAUGGAGGCAGCUGCGUCGACGAGCCGCUCGCAGCACAAGUCGCUUUUGUUUGUUGCGGACGGGUACGCGCCGUCCGAGAUGAUCACACCCGGGUCAUUGCUUGGUGCGCUCACAGCGUGCCACGUCAUUGCGUCAUCAGCCAGUGGGCACGACACCACGGAGCGCGUGUCGGUGGCGCUGCCCGCGUGGUCGAAAGGCGAUUUGGCUCACGUGCAGAACGAGACGAUCGCGUCGGCGGACGAGCGGUAUGCGAUGGUGGGCGGCUGCGUUCGUCAGUUUCUCGAGCGCCCGCUUCUGACGUGGCGAGACGCACCGGACAGCGUCGCGUCGACGGAGCAGGUGUACAUUCACGACACGCACGACUAUGUGCACUAUGUGCUGGCGGCCCAUCGGUGCGCCGUCGUCGAUGUCAAGCGUGCGCUGCGGCGUCUGACGACGUCGCUGUCAACGGCGUACUUGACCGAAAUGCUCGAAUGGACAGCGACAUCGUCCAACGAAUCGCUGUACGAACUGCUCUUUGACGCGACGAUCCGCAAGCGCGCAGUUGACGGCGCGCUCCAGCUGUCGACGGGCGAUGCGUCGCGCACGCUGGCAGUGACUGGCAAGGUCGUGGCGCAUGGUGAAAGCACCGGCGCUUGCCUCCAUUACCUGACAACCGACUUGGAGGAUGCCACACAUUGGCUUCCCCACCGAGCCGUGUCGUUUGGUGCGGUGGACGCAGUCGUCGUGCAAGACCGGUGUGUCUACGACCUCAAGACGACGGUGGCUACGGACAUGCCGAGCAUCGACUCGGCGUCGUUGCAGACGGUCCACGCGGCGGUGGUCGCCAACCCGAACGUUGCGGAGUACGACCAUGUCUAUGUGUUUGUGACGCCGGCAGGACGAGCCUGGCAACGUAGUAUGGACAACCGUGCAAGCCAACUGCCAGGACUUUGCGUCUGGUGUGCGCCCGUGCUCUAG